This is a messenger RNA of Syngnathus acus (greater pipefish), 3155 nucleotides long. It is a transcript of the gene fbxw2, whose product is annotated as F-box and WD repeat domain containing 2. Bases 1242 to 2498 code for a protein of 418 amino acids. NCBI's taxonomy places the organism in Eukaryota, Metazoa, Chordata, Actinopteri, Syngnathiformes, Syngnathidae. The transcript is spliced from 8 exons. Gene Ontology annotation, molecular function: protein binding. The record is from RefSeq and is a predicted model, not a curated record.
CACUGCUCAAACGUGACUUUCUGCGACUCCUGCCUCUGGAACUGGCUUUCUAUUUGCUGCGCUGGUUAGAUCCACAGACUUUACUGUGUUGCUGCCUCGUCUCCAAGCGCUGGAAUAAACCAAUUGGUAUGUUCCCGAGGGUCAAUCAAGGCGCUUUUCCGUUAGCCCAGCUGGACACCAAAACGACCUUGCUUGGCUUCGGAUGUUCGUUUUUCCAUUGGAUUUUUUCAGGGACGAGCAAUAGCAUUGGAACCAAAUUUCAGAAAUAUCUCGGUGACAUGACUGGUUGAAUGGAGGCCGCCAAGGUAGAGAUUAAUUUUAACAAAAGGGAAAAAAACACCUCGUACUGAAGAAAAAAGAGGGAUUGCAAAAAGUUAAACACAAAGUGCUCCAAAAGGGAGAGUUCUUGACAAAGUGCAGUGAAAGGGACUAUGAAAAACUAACAAUGAAAGGGUUGUCACUGUAGCGACAAGACGAGGGCGAAGCGAUUCGGGAGCCGCAAACUAUAUAACACAUGAGGAUAAGUUGGAACAGGUGGAUUUUAUUGUCUACAUUGGAGAGGGAUAUAGGGCGGUAACUAGAUGGCAGCGUUGGGUCUUUAUUUUGUUUAAGAAGGAGUGAAUUGAUACUGUAAUGGUGCUAGCUGGAGGUUUUGAUUUUUGUAUUGAUUUGUUUUACAUUCUAAUGAAAAGUGGAGCUAACGUGGACCAGAAAUGUCUUUAGAACUCAGCCGGGAAGCCAUCAGGGCCUGGAGCUUCAUUAUUCGGUAUGCUUCUUCGUGCUGAACACAGUUCUUUCUGUUAUAGUUAGUUCAAGGUUAGAUAUUUGACGUUCGUUGAAAUGAGGUAAUUCAAUGCUGUUGAAAAAAAGAGUCAAUGUCUUCCUGGGUAGGGUUUAUUUCUGAAGUAUAUAGGUGGCUGUAGAAGUAAAAAACCUAUUUCGUCUGGUGAGCUGGUUGGCUUCCCUGCUGGGUUCUUAAUGAAUGCAAUCAUUGCUUUUUUCUUAUUUCGUUUGAUUUGGGAUGCUGAGUAUUUACCUGAUUUAUUGCUAUGAUGGAAGGAAUCUUACCUUAAUCGAUGUAUCAAAAAUAGUUUGUAAUGUUUGUUAAUUGUUUCAUUGAGAUCGAGGUGACAUUUUCUGAUUUCAUUCUGGGUUUCUUCUGUUGGAUUGUCUGUUUUCUAGAUAACAAAUUUUAGCUACCAGGACUACUUCAUGUUCUUUUUCCCUUUUCUUUGUGUGUGAUGAGAAUGAGAUUAUUUUCCCUCUUUGUACUGCUUUUCCUGUAUUCCACAGAAGGGAUGGAGAUAAUUCAGGAGAACCAAUCAUUUGUAGAAAUAAUUUUGAGUAUUUACGAACGACUAUGGGAAUUCAGGGCUAUUUGCUGGAGCAACAGAAAACAUGUGAUUAAUUCAUGCACAGAAGUGUGGCAGAACGUUUGUCGGGAGCUUGGCUGGAGAAUUGAUGAGUCCAUUCAGGAUGCAUCUCAUUGGAAGGCUGUCUACCUGAAGGCUAAACUGCGUAUGAUUCAACUAAAGGACCAGAAGGCUUUUGAGACAUCCUCACUCAUUGGCCACAGUGCUCGUGUGUAUGCUCUCUAUUAUAAGGAUGGUCUUCUCUGCACAGGAUCCGAUGAUCUCUCUGCAAAAUUAUGGGAUGUACGCACUGGGCAAUGCAUUUAUGGAAUUCAGACUCACACCUGUGCCACAGUGAAGUUUGAUGAACAAAAGCUUGUGACUGGGUCCUUUGACAACACCAUUGCAUGCUGGGAAUGGAGCACAGGAGCCAAAAUUCAGCACUUUCGGGGCCACACAGGAGCAGUUUUCAGUGUGGACUACAAUGAUGAGAUGGACAUCCUGGUGAGCGGCUCUGCAGAUUUCACUGUGAAGGUCUGGGCUUUGGCAGCCGGUGCCUGUCUCAACACUCUGACCGGACACACUGAAUGGGUUACCAAGGUUAUACUACAGAAAAGUGAAGUGGAGUCUGUGGUGCACAGUCCUGGUGAUUACAUCCUCCUAAGUGCUGAUAAGUAUGAAAUUAAGAUCUGGCCUUUAGGAAAAGAAAUUAAUUGUACGUGCUUAAAGACACUGUCGGUGUCAGAGAAUCGCAGCAUCAGCCUUCAACCCCGAUUGCAGUUUGAUGGACGCCACAUUGUUUGCAGCUCUGACAUCGGAGUACAUCUGUGGGAUUUUGCCAGUUUUGAGAUUCUCAGGGUCAUAAAAGUUCAGGAUCCAGCCAACUUGUCCUUGCUGAGCUUUGGUGAAGUCUUCGCACUCCUCUUUGACAACGAUUUCCUCUAUGUGAUGGAUCUCAGGACAGAGUCCAUUUCGGGUCGCUGGCCUCUACCACCAUACAGAAAAUCUAAACGUGGGUCCAGUUUCCUGGCUGGUGUGACAUCUUGGCUUAAUGGCUUGGAUGGGAACAAUGACUCUGGACUGGUGUUUGCAACAAGCAUGCCAGACCACAGCAUUCACUUAGUCCUAUGGAAGGAAAAUGGCUAAUGGCAAUAUGAAAUUAACUGAUGUCAAUUAAGCAACAUCAUGUCUUAGUUAUGAACAUAAAAAAGUAUGGUUUAAUUGAGGAUUUUAUUUCCCUCAGUUCCAUCUAAUCCUACAACACCCCACCAGCACCCAUGGCUGGAGAAGUACAGCACAUGGCAUGGCAAUGGCGACUCGACUAGAAUCUUUGAGUUACAAAUAAACAACUGCACACAUUUAUUUUAUAUCACAUUUAAUAAACAUUUGUGUUGAAUUGAACAAUUAAGCAAAUUCCUAGAACUUUACAGUUACGCUGAAAAAAAUUGGGUUUGACAUCAAAAAAUUAAUUUUACAUAACAGAUUUAUUAGCUUUCAUUUCCAUGUAUUUCUAUGGCUUGUAUAAAGGUUUGACCUUUUUCUUUUAGUCAACUUUUUUUUAAGCAGAUUUUGGAUCAUCUAAUUGACUCGGUGUGUCCUAAUACAAUGGUUCUUCAAACUAGGCUAAUGCUUAAAACAUAUUUUCUCAUGAUCUCAAGCAUAAGCUUGUCUGUAAACAUUGCAAUAAUGUCACCAAUCCCUUGGGUUUGAAUGACCUACUCUGGGACAGGCUCAUUCAUCUUUGUUAAGGAAUAACACACACAAAAAAUCUAAACAUAGGCGACAUGGUAUCGCACUCUUCUG